Bactrocera oleae (olive fruit fly) is the source of this 2412-nucleotide messenger RNA. NCBI's taxonomy places the organism in Eukaryota, Metazoa, Arthropoda, Insecta, Diptera, Tephritidae. The record is from RefSeq and is a predicted model, not a curated record.
GGAUCACUCACCAAUACGCUCGCAUUUGUUAGAUCAGCCUUGACUUGUGGUUCAGUUGACCAUAAGUACGUCUUCUAAUGCUAACCAAAGCUUUAGAUAGGAAACUCAUAGAAGCUCCUUGUAGGCCACUCUUGCGAUUUGAUUGCUAAAUUCAGAAUCACCGGAGUUUUGGGUAGUCUACUUUCUUACGAACACAAGUAUUUCAGUGGCACAAGCUUUCAGCCGAAACUGUCCAACAAUUUAGCGAAUGGCUCUUUUCCGAAAAGCUACGUCAAAGGACAGUUCAAAAUCAAGGAGAUGCUCAUUGUUUUCUUUAAUUACUGAACACGAAAGAAUCAUCGCUCAGCCAGAUUAAACUACCUGUGAUUUUUUACUGUUCUCAUAACUGAAAGAUUCGCUUUGGGUAGCGCGUCAAGUGUCCAUUGAAGCCGUUAAAAAUCAUACGCAGAAAUACAAUAAAUUUUUUCGGCACUGACUAUCAAAAAAAUGGUCAAAUGAUUGGCAUUAUUCUUGCAGGGUACAAUGUAUAUACUUGUAUAUAUAUAUGUAUGUAGUAAUAUAUAGCCUAUCGGCUACAACUCACUGCCAGAUGUACACCAUAUUCGACUAGACUCUAUAUGAUACAUGUAGAGCGACGAACGCGCACAAUAACAGACGCUGGCGUUAUAAAAUCCUUGUGAUAUAUGCAAAUCGAAAUAGAUGUACGCGAACCGCACAUCUGUUUAGACGUGUGAUCAUUUUUUUGAAAUUGAAAAUAUAUGAAAACGCUGACAAACGCAAGAGGCGAUUUUCAUUAAACAGUUCUCUACGGCAGCAGCAGUGACAAUCCACAGUAUAGGUACAUAUGCAACUGUAGAAAAUUGCUAUUACUGAAAACAUUAUUCAAAAUAAAUAAAUACAAAGCUAUUUGAAAAAAAGUGAAACUAAAGUAAUUUUAUAUAAAACUGUAAAGUUGAACAACAACAAUAGCAAAUCUAGAAAAGGCAAUUUCUUACUGCAAUCAUAUUGUGUGCGCCGUUAUUGCCCUCUUUACUGAACGAGCACAACACACACUCAUACAAACAACUGACAUAUCAAUAAAAACAAGAUAAACACACACGCACAAACUUACAUGCACAGUGUAUUUUAUUUUUAAUUAUCAAUACAGCGUUGCAAAUCACUAAAGUGUUGUUAAACAAUAGCGCAGACAGGCACGCAUAAAACAAAGAAUAAAACCAACAAGAACUGAAUUAUAAAAUAAAUAAAUUUAUAACCAACACAUUUUACCUACAUAUAUUAGCGCCAACGUCGAGUUGAACUUUUCUUAACAUGGGCCCAACACGGAUACUAACCAAGGACGGCGGUUUUGGCACACAAAUGACUGUGCAUGUUGGCAACGCCGUUGAUGGUGAUCCGCUAUGGAGCGCUAGAUUCAACGCUACAAAUCCAGCGGCUGUUAUCAACACACAUUUAGAUUUUUUGCAAAAUGGUGCCGACAUGAUACUGACUAACACUUAUCAGUGCAGUGUUGAAGGUUAUGUUGACUACUUGGAUUUGGAUGUGGAGCAAAGCAUUGAGUUGAUCAAGAAAACAGUGCGUUUGGCGCAUAUUGCUAAAGAUAAAUACUUGGCGGAAUGUUGCGAAGCGAAACUGCACGUACCCGAUGGUUUCCCUCUUAUACUUGCUUCAAUCGGUCCAUAUGGCGCCCAUUUGCAUGACGGCUCCGAGUACACUGGCGAAUAUGUGGACCAUCUAACAUUGAAAGAGAUUACCGACUGGCAUCGUACACGUAUUGAUGCUUGUAUAGCAGCUGGCGUUGAUGCGUUGGCCAUCGAGACAAUCCCCUGUCAGGCUGAAGCGGAAGCGUUAGUAGAAAUGUUAUGUGAUGAUUAUCCAGAUGUUAAAUUUUGGAUAGCUUAUCAAUGUAAGGAUGAAAGCACUUUAGCGCAUGGAGAAAAUUUCGCAGAUGCGACACGCUCGUUAUGGGAACUAUUAAGAGAACGCAACGCACAAAGUAAAUGCUUGGCAAUAGGUGUUAAUUGCGUGCAUCCGAGGUUUGUAACGCCAUUGUUCAAAAGUUUAAAUGGUAACACACCUGAUGCCGAGAAGAUACCACUAGUUGCGUAUCCGAACAGCGGAGAAAUUUAUGAUGUAGCGAAGGGUUGGCAAGGGCGCGAACAUUGUGUACCAUUGGCAAGUUACGUGCCAGAAUGGUCUAAAUUGGGCGCGAAAAUCAUCGGUGGAUGCUGUCGUACAUAUGCCAGAGAUGUUCGUCUAAUUUCAGAAAAUGUGAAAGCACAAAAUAAUUCAAGCAGAUUAAUUUAGUUCAUACAAAGAUCGUUGAUCUCAAAAUAGAUAAAUUAUGUAGAGAAAUGUACAAAAAAUAAUUUUAUACCAAUUUUUUAUUUAAAAUAAAUAAACAAAUAAACUAUU